GCUCUUCGAACACCCAGUCUCCGGAGAGUCUCUCACCUGACCAGUUUCGCUUGUGUAUUCACUCGUGCAUGUCGUCGACCGCGUGCAUACAAACCAAAACAGUGUAAAGUGUAAACAGUCACCGUGUACAAGUACUACUCGCGCGGUGUUUUUUAUUUUUUUUAUUUUAAGUUAACGCGACAGUUUAGUUGGUUCUAUCGCUUUGUUUAUCCAUAUUUGAUUUUGUGUUGACCGCGAUCGCGUGCGGCCCACUGCGUUGUUAUGUGUAAAAAAUGAACAGAUACUACGAGGCGUACCCGAGAAGUGGAACCAUGUUGACCCUGCCGCCGCCUCCUUUGGCCGACCCGUCGGCCACGUGGAACUCUUACAGUUCGGAACCGGUAAAAGCUCUGGGCAACCGCAUCAAACCCGACAGGAACAGGCACGCGGUGAACGUGCAGAAAAUGCAAUGGCGCAACUCCAACUGGGUGGACGGAUUCCCCGAGCUGGUCAGCUCCAUGACCAUUGCCGACGUGAGUCCUAGGUUCGCCGUGAAGCGCAUACUGCUUCUGUACGAGAACGCGCAAUACAGAGAGGCCGCCAAUUUCAUAAACCGCCUCAGUCACAACACGUUCACGUCCAUUCUUAACCAGCUGCCCAUCGACCUGUUCGUCGAAGCCAUGCCGCACAGCCUAUCCAUACUAGAGGCGCUCUACGCCAAGGUAUUCCUGUCGUCCGACUGCGGCGUCAAGGUGUUGAGGCCCGACCACGUGCUCAUGCAGCUCGUCAAGUUGUUCACCAGCACCACGGGUGGCACCGAGAGAUGGUUGGGCAGCACCAGAAAGCUGUUGAAAGUGAUCGUCCUGUCCGAGCCCAAGUUGCGCAAAGCGUUGCAGGUGCGCCGCCGGUCGUUGGACAAGGCGGUCGAGGGUCUAGGGCAGCACGGGUUGGUAGGCACCAGCGACGAAACUUUGACCAACUUGCACGACGCGCUCAAAGUCGAGUUCCAAAAACUGGUGGACACGUACAAAGCGGCUUUGCUCAAGCUCGAGGAGCUCAGUCUGUCCGGUAAACGGGACGGGGUUAGCAAGGGUCCGGCGCCCGUGCAGGCCUCGCACCAGAGGCAGUUGUCGCUCCGGCAAACCGACAUCCAGGAACGGUUGAUCAAAAAUAAAACGUUGCUGAAUGUCGUGGAGCCCGUUUUAGAAAACAAGUCGAUGGCGAUACUCUUGACCAUACUUAAACGGCGCGUCGAGUACGACAAGGACGCGUUGUUCCAGUUCACCCAGCUCAAAAAAGAACUCAAAGUCGAUUCGGAGCCCGUCCUCGCACCUCUGUUGAUGAGAUACUCGCACGCUUGCGAACAAGUUUUAGAGCUAAUGAAAGAAGUAGCUGAAGACGAAGACUCAAGUGAUAUAUCUGGAUACCAUUCUGACUCUGACAGUGCCAUAAUGAUGUCAGGAAAUUCACCCUAUGUCACCAAACGAGCGAGACACAAUUUUAUAUCGCGUUCGGUGAGAUCGAGCAGCAACCAUAGCACUCGGACCAGGUUGGUGUUAAGCACUGGGUCGAGUUCGGCAAGUCCACCGGAUGGAGCGGAAUCGUCCACGACGGCGGCGCCCAAUUGGGAAUGGUCGACCGAGAAAUCGGUAAACACGUUGACCUGCUGUCACAAGUGUGAGCCACAAGCCACUUUGCAGAUGCAAGCGGCCAACGACGGCCGCGAGUUGUUGGCUCUGCAAACCGAACUAGAGACUACCAAGGCCGAAUUGGAAAGAACCAAAGCCAAACUAGAGUCUGCCACUAAAGUCGCUAAGCAGACGCAAGCUUCCAAGGAGUUAAGCGGAACGAGGUUGGUCAGAUGUUACGGAAAUUUGUAUUCUCAGGCUCGCGUGGAAGCUCUGGAAAAGUUAGAUUUACUACCUCAGCUCCUCGACGCCACAGAACUGAAAUCGAAAAUACUUUUUUCCGUCGUCGUCUUGGCCUUCAGGUCGACACAAGCCAUGCUGAACCAAAAAAAAGAACAAGUGAAAAGACUGUUAUUCUAUCCAACUCCUUCGGGUCCUGCGCAUGUUGAAUUGGAGGCGUCUAUAUGCGCAUACUUAAGAAGAACCGUCGACACGUUCGACUUGACCCAAUGCAUUGAGGAAGUAAGUUCUCAGCUGUGGGCAACUCUGUACGAUUACCCUUGUCUGAAGACUUGUUCGGGCCUCCAUCAGUACAUACGCGAUUCCGUUCGUUUAGCCUGGGCGUUAGUAAAUCAAACACCCAGUUAUGUUUUGGAGUACGAACAACGGGCGUUUAAACGGGACUUGCAUGUGAGGUACCAUGCUUCGAAUUUGGAAAGCGAUCAAGUCCGGACUUACUUGUGGCCUGCGCUACUCGAAGGACCCAACGGGCCGUGUGUACACAAAGCCGUGGUACUAACGUAGAUGGUUAUCAGCAACUGUUAUCUUAUUAUAUAAUUAUCUUAGUAACGUUUACCGGAAUACUGCUGUAAAAUAUUCAGGAGUAGUCGUGCGUGGAUGCAAAACUCAUACCGAUAAAUAAUGUUGUUGCGUGACAAUAAUAAUGUGCUUUAAUUAUUAUUUAUAUUGGUUUACUUGUCCGGAUUGUACUUAGAACGGACUAAUUUUUCGUGUAAACGCAUAAUAUAAUAAUAUGAUGAAUCCUCCUGUUUCUAUUUCAUAUUUUUUAAUACUAAUACUUUAUUAUGCGUAUGCGGGUAAGCGUGGCCGGAAUUGAAAAUGUUUAUACUCAAAAUUCAAAUCAUACUUUGAUUAUUUUGACGCAGAGAUGUUACGAGACGUUUGAAUACAUAUUAUUAUAAAUUAGUGAUCAUUAAUUUGUUUUGUAAUAUAUUAUUAUUAUUAUCAUUAUAAACUACAUUAAUGUUUAAGAACAAAAUAUAUUUAACAGAAAUAUUACGUUGUUAUGUUUGUAGUAUGUUGUAUUAUUAUUGUUAGAUAAGUGUACUUAUCCGUGUACUAUUUUUUAAAAUGAUAUUGUAUUGUUUAUUAAAACAAAAUUAUAUUUCCUACGUUUGUAAUAGUUACACAUAAUAUUAGUAUACAAAUGAAAUGUAAAGUUAAUUUUCUUGUACUUUAUAUUGUAAUAUUUAUUUAUAAGGAUUAAUUUAUUCUUUCUAACUUAGAAUUUUUUUUACUGUUUUACUUAAAUUUAAGAUUUAGUACUUAAGUAGUGCAUAAUAUACCUAUUACUCAAAAAUGUUUGAUUAGUAUAAAUUACGGGUUUCGCAGAUAUAUGCAAAAAGAGAUCAUUUAUAUGUAUUGUCUAACAACGUGUGCAUUAUACUUUCUACAUAUUAUUACGAAGAUAAACACGUAAGACAUUAUUUUUACUACUUUAGAGACAUUUGAGAUGGCAAUAUGCUUGUAAUAAAAAUCAAUAAAGAAUUAAAUAUUACACAAAAGUAAAUCAAGACUCCGAAGUUUGGAGUUUGCGUUUUAUCUUCUAAGUAAAACCCGUCUCGCGGGAAAAGGUACUUCACUUAAUAAUUUAGUUCGAAUUACAUUUGUUUGUUUAACUUGUUUGUAGUGUGUUUAUUGCACGUAUUAAUAUAAAAUUAGUUAACCUUCUAUCAGUUCAAUUACUUCUAUUAGAUCAACCUUUGCGCGGUUUUCUUAAAUUAAGAAAACUAAGAAAUUAAAUUAAAAAUACUAAACUUAAAUUAAGUGUGGCUUAGGUAAACUUUUCACGUUUGUCAUACAAACUACAUUAUGUGGCUAAGGGUACAUUUUUACCCCGCGCGACGGAUAGAAGUUCAUUUAUAUUAUGUAAAAUUCCCAAAAAUGUUUAAAGCAAAUUUAUUAUAUUAUGUGAUUUACUUUCUUAAAAAAAAAUCUACUCAUAAGG
Messenger RNA from Adelges cooleyi (spruce gall adelgid), 3855 nucleotides. RefSeq lists its product as uncharacterized. Gene Ontology annotation, cellular component: mitochondrial outer membrane. Gene Ontology annotation, biological process: mitochondrial protein catabolic process; mitophagy by internal vacuole formation. NCBI's taxonomy places the organism in Eukaryota, Metazoa, Arthropoda, Insecta, Hemiptera, Adelgidae. The record is from RefSeq and is a predicted model, not a curated record. The transcript is spliced from 8 exons. Bases 273 to 2411 code for a protein of 712 amino acids.